GACGUCUAAGGAGCUCACGUACCCCGACACACGCACGAGCGCAGAACAAAGGGCCAAACAUGCUCAGAGCCCGCUCCGCCUCCUCCCCGCUCUCCUCGGCCCCGCUUACCUGCGCAGCAGCACCACAUGCUGAGCAGGAGCCCUUGCCAGCCAGGGACCCUACUCCUGCAGGGUCUGUGUGACCACAGCAUCUGAGGGCCCAGGUGGAUCCAGUCCCAGGAAAGUGGGAUGCUGAUCCCUCUCAGGUGAGUAUGACUCGGGUCAGAGUCCUGCACCCUCAGGAUCCAAGGGCCUCUUCCUCCUCCAGAGGCAUAGCACCCUCUUGACCUUUGCUCGGUAUAUCACUAGGUCCCAGCAGCUGCAGAAAGGGAGGCCGGGACACGGCUCAGGAGUGCCACUCGCUGGCAGCGGGAGCCAGAAGACUGGCAUUCCCAGCAUCAGACAAAGGCCUGUUGAUCUUUGACCCCCACCUCUGCAGGAGACUUGGCCCUCCCUCCCGCCUGCCUUCAUUUCUUCUCUGCUGCCCUCGCCUUCGAUUCUGUCUCCUCAUUCCCUGGCUCUCUUGCUCUGACUAAAAGUUUUUCCCGGCUUCUUGCCCAAACCAAUCCUUCCAUGCUGUCUUCAAGCCCUACUUCCUGCACAUCUCCCAACCCGGACAAGGAGAAUCCAAGUAAGAAGGUCCAGUGGGCUUCUAGGAGGAGCAGGAGGACGUCAUCCACAGACUCAGAGUCAAAGUCCCAGCCCGACCCCUCGAAAGUGUCCAGGUCCCGGAAACCCAGCCGGCUGACGGUGAAGUAUGACCGGGGGCAGCUCCAGCGCUGGCUGGAGAUGGAGCAGUGGGUGGACGCCCAGGUUCAGGAGCUCUUCCAGGAUCAAUCAACUCCUUCUGAGCCUGAGAUCGACCUGGAGGCUCUCAUGGAACUAUCCACAGAGGAGCAGCACACUCAGUUGGAGGCUAUUCUCCAAAACUGCCCCCGCCCCACAGAGCCUUUUAUCUCUGAGCUGCUCAGUCAACUCAAGAAAUUUCGGAGACUCAGUCGGCCUCAGAAAUAAGCCUUGUGAGACUACCUUCAUCAGUUUCAGCACUGCCAGGUCUGCUCUGAACCCCUGGAUCCUGGGCUGAGAGGGAAACAGCUCCUUGGGACACAGACAAGGAACAUGGAGAAUGAGGAGAGACAUUUGGACACCCCUGUCUAUGUGCAAUCACAGCUAGUUCCUGUCAGCUGGGCUUUCUGGGAGCCAGUCAUGGAUGUUGCCCAGUGCUUUCCUUGGCAGCCAAGUGGAUAAAACCUUCAGGAGCCCCA
Messenger RNA from Hippopotamus amphibius kiboko, 1304 nucleotides. It is a transcript of the gene PPP1R14D, whose product is annotated as protein phosphatase 1 regulatory inhibitor subunit 14D. Gene Ontology annotation, cellular component: cytoplasm. Gene Ontology annotation, biological process: regulation of phosphorylation. Lineage: Eukaryota; Metazoa; Chordata; Mammalia; Artiodactyla; Hippopotamidae. Gene Ontology annotation, molecular function: protein serine/threonine phosphatase inhibitor activity. The coding region runs from base 613 to 1053 and encodes 146 amino acids. The transcript is spliced from 5 exons. The record is from RefSeq and is a predicted model, not a curated record.